AUGAGUCCGCAGCCGUCUCUUAAAAUUGUCAAAGGCCUUCCUGUCUUGCCCUACGGAAACUUGGAUGAUUCUUCUUCUCCCAGAAACGGAGAGUACAUUGUCCAAUCCGAGCCGUGUGAGAAUGAUGGCAAAGCCCUUGUUGUAGGGCAUUCUGAUGCUAUUGAGAGCCGUAUUUGGUUCAAAACCAAUGCACUUAAUGACGCCUUGAUCCGUAGCUUGCAAAGUAUCCAGCUUUUUGCAGAAACCCAUGAUCAAGGGCAUGCAGAUGAUACCUCUCUGGGUAAUUGGACGUGGCUAGAACUAGCAAUUUUUGAAGACGAGUCUUCAGAGAAACCUCGAGUGAGGAAUGGAAUUGAUCUGGUCUGGCUGAGCCACAAGAACAGAUUUCUUGACGACGAUUAUGGCUGGCUCGGCGGCCAAGUUUUUAAUCGCAAGCACGAUCUGCUAAGCCUUCUAGAACCAAACAACGUUCUUGCCGUUUGUGUCUGCGCCAGAUUCCCCGGCUGGGAGCUCUAUGGACGAGAUGCAUACCUGAUCUUUGAAAUAGGGUCCCAGAGAGAAACGAUCGAACCUCCGCCUCCAUACUCCAAAGUUAUGCAACAAAUGAUGAGCGUUCAAAAAACUCUCAACGAAGUCAAUAAUCUGAAACUCAAGAUCAAUGACAAGGAUAUUGAUAGAGAGAGCGAUGCUUUCAAACCUCAAAUACCAAUUGAUCUGACACGCGCCGAUGCGUACUUCGGUAGAGAUGCUCGACCACUUCGUGUGCUUUCUCUGGAUGGUGGGGGCGUUCGAGGAAUUUCCAGCCUUCUACUUUUGCAGGCAAUUUUAGAUAAGGCAGCACCUGGGAAGAAACCAUGUGAGAUCUUUGACAUGAUCGGAGGCACUAGUACUGGCGGUUUGAUCGCGGUAAUGCUAGGCCGCUUGCAAAUGACUGUUGCCGAGUGCAUUACCCAGUAUGACAAUGUCAUGAAGGAAGUAUUUCCUGAGACUGGAGAUAUCGAGAAGGCAUUCAAACUAGCCACCGAAAAAGAAUUCUAUGAUUCCUCCAAGUUGGAGGGGAUCAUCAAAAGGCUUAUUAAAGAAAAGCUUGGAGAUCCCGAGAUUAGCUUGCUCGAUGAAAAGAGCCCAUGCAAAAUCUUCCUCAUGGCAACUAAUGCUCGGGCUGGAAAUAACCGGGCCCCCGUCUUUCUGCGUUCUUACAAAAACCCCAAUAACAUGGAGAACAGCGCACUGGUAAAUAUUAAACUUUGGCAAGCUGCUCGUGCUACCUCAGCUGCACCAGCAUACUUCAAACCUCUGCAGGUAGAUGGGUUUACCUUAGUUGACGGUGGUCUUGGUGCAAAUAAUCCCUUGGGGUGGCUUUGGACUGAAGUCCUUGGGGUUUACGGUCCUGCCCGAGCCACAGAUUGCUUCCUCAGCAUUGGUACUGGCAUGGCCAAAAACGCGCCUGUUAUUCAGCCAGGAAUACUUCCAAGCCACGAAGUUGAAGAGAGCUAUAUAUCAGUUGCUACAAACAGUGAAUUGAUUAACAUUAUGUUCCGAACGCUGAUCGACGCGUUCGCUCCUCAAGCCCAGGAACGUAAGUACUGGCGUUUGAAUGUCCACAAAGAUGUUCUUUCUGAGAAGAAGGUUGUGGGGAACGGGUGGUCAAACUGGAAAAAUGAAAUCGCGAACGGAACAAAUGAUUAUGAAGACCCUGGGUCGCUGGAUGAUGUGAAAGCUGCUCUAGGAAAGUUGACAGACUGGACGAAGUCGUACAUUGUGCAAGAGGGAAAAGCCAUCGGGGACUGUGCGGCUGCGAUCAAGAGGAAUUUGGGUAAUUCAAACUAA
Messenger RNA from Penicillium macrosclerotiorum, 1830 nucleotides. RefSeq lists its product as uncharacterized. The transcript has 9 exons. Gene Ontology annotation, cellular component: membrane. Gene Ontology annotation, biological process: arachidonate metabolic process. Lineage: Eukaryota; Fungi; Ascomycota; Eurotiomycetes; Eurotiales; Aspergillaceae. The coding region runs from base 1 to 1830 and encodes 609 amino acids. The record is from RefSeq and is a predicted model, not a curated record.